GUCCGUUUGUUUCCUGGUUAUACCGCUGUUAAAUUUACCAACCGAAUAGUUCCCUUGUAUUUCUAAGCCCAAUGCCCAUGAAUGAACGCAAAUAUGGCGCCAAUAACAACGUUAUUUUGCUGGUAUUUUGGUUUCAUGUGUAAUGUGAAUGCUUCUCAAGCUGCACUGGUGCAAACUGGCCACACCGAUCCACUCAAGAACCACCAACCUGUCCACCCCGCCACAGACGAAAAUGACAAAUUUCUACAACAGGACAUUGUGUCCUACCCAAACUCAACGCAGCAUUACUCCGUAUCGAUUAACACUAGUAAGGCGAUACACAUCGUUGAUCGCCGAUACCUUUCAACAGGUUUCGGUGCGAGCUCCGUCACAAAGAAAUUCCAUAUGCAGGGUUUCGAUCCAAAGUCAGUCAUCCUCCAAACGUUGUUACGAGGACUUUCUCCUGCUAUUGUACGUGUCGGAGGAAGGUCGGGAGAUGAGGUAAUAUUUGCUCUAAAUGGUUCUUCCAACACCAUCCCUCAUCCCUGGAUAAAUGUAAAUCAUUUUCUUACAGGGGAACAGUGGAGGAAUCUAAACGAAUUUUGCUUAAAGAGCAAAGUGGAUCUUGCAUUCACUUUGAACUUGGAUUUGAGGAAAGGAAAUGCCUGGGACCCGACUAACGCUAAAGAACUCCUAGAUUUCAAUGCCAACCUUGGAUAUCGUGUUAUCUGGGAAUUGGGAAACGAACCGAAACGCUUCAGAAAAAUUUACAAGAAGACGAUAAUAGCUCGUCAGUUAGCCAAGGACUUCAUCACACUCCGAGCCAUCUUGUCUGAGGAUAGGUACAGGUAUAGCAACGAGUUGGUAGGACCGGACAUGGACCAUCUUCCAAUACGGGACUGCAUCACUAAAUCAGAGUUUUCACCAAGUUCGAGCGACUAUCUACGAAGGUUCCUUAAGCACGCUGGUGAUGCGAUCAAUGCAACCACUGUUCAUUUCUACAAUAUUGACCCUGAUAACAGCACUUCCGUCGAUAAUUUCACCGAUCCAGAUAUCCUCUUGAGAACAAGAUGCGAGCUCGAGAAGUUUCGUCAGACCAUGAGAGAUUCCAUGCCGACGGGCUCCCGAGAAAAAUGGUUAGGCGAGACUUCCACGGUGUCUGGUGGCGGUUUGGAGGGUGUUUCAAAUCGAUAUGUCGCCGGUUUUCCCCUACUUCAUAACCUGGGGCUGGCAGCUGAAAUGGGGGUGUCGGUGUUUAUAUACUGGAACUUAUUCAAUGCCGAUUACUCCUUGCUGAAACCUAUUUCCGACCACUACGCACCCACACCACUCUAUUGGGUUUGCUUUCUUCACAAACGACUUCUCGACACUCACAUUUUAUCUGUAUCAUAUGAAAUUGACGGAUCCAAUGAUGAAACGAGAGGUAACGAAAACAACAGGUCUUUCGUCUACGUAUUCGCUCAUUGUACAAAGACAUCCCAAUCAUAUCCCACCGGUGCUGUUACAAUCAUCGCAGUGAAUCUGUACAACGACACUGAGACAUCUUUAAGCUUAACUGAGAAUUUGAUGAAAAAGAAUAUAGACGAGUAUCUCUUGACUGCACCAGAAGGAAUCCUCACCAGCAAGAAUAUCAGUCUGAACGGCCGAGUGUUGCAAAUGAAGAACUUUACCCAUUUCCCAGAUAUCAUCCCACGCCCUCUACCGGUAGGAUCGCCCAUACUUCUUCCUCCGAGAACGUAUGGAUUCUACGUUAUCAAAGACGCCGAGGCUGCAGCAUGCCAGGAAAAGAAACUGAAAGCUGAUGGUGGAUUCAAAUUGCAAACGGACAGAUAGACGUGUCAGAUGCGGGCGAAUAUCGGAGGGGGUCGGAAAAAGUCUUAGUUCAUUAUAGUCCCCAUAUUUGGAGACGCCUUAUUAAGUAAUGGUUGACUUCAGGGGCCGCGGAAGCGGGGGGACUGGGGGCUUCAGCCCCCCCCCCCACUUUUUUCCAAAACUGUGUACAAAAACGUAAAAAUGACCAUCUGAUUGUGAUUUUUGCAUGGUCAGCCCCCCCCCACUUUUGGCUCAGCCCCCCACUUUGAAAACCCCUGGGCCUUUCGACCUUUUCAUUACUUUUUUUCAACAGGGGCACGAUAGUUUGCACAUCGCCUUCACCAACUGUGAUUAUUUGCUUAUAUUAAGCAUGGACACGAAUAUAUCUUGAAUAGAAAGUAUUUUACAUGGGAAUAAUUGAUUGAUUGAUUGAUUGAUUGAUUGCAUUCAUUCUUUUUCAUUCCAAAAUUUAACAAAAGUUACAAUGUAUAGCAAAACACAAAAAUAUAAUAUACAGAAAUGAAAAAAGGGAACCCACUGGAAAGCAAAGCUUGUUAGUAUGGGUUCCCUGCAAUAAAUAGUUAAUUAAAGUAUAUCUUUGAUCAAUGAAAUUCAAAUCGUAAAUUAAAAAGGUUUGUACAAUGAAAAAGAAUACAAGUGGGGUCAAGCUUUUUAUGCCUACUAUGUUACAAUUAACAAAAAAUAUUAUAUCAUAUAUACCCCUGCUGUAUAAAAAAAACAUGAAUUCAGGAGUGUGUGAACAGACAAUCACUUGGACAAGACAGGACAAAUACAAAAUUAUUGAUGAGUUUCGAUGACGAUGACCGUCAUAAAUAUUUGUGACAUAGAGAUGUUGCUAUAUAUAUAUAUAUAUAUUAAUGAGGCAAAGUGGUAAUGCAUUGUACUUAGUUCCAACAGUUUAUUUUGAAUUCAAAAUAAACUGUUGGAACUAAGUACAAUGCAUUACCACUUUGCCUCAUUAAGAUCUUCUAUGUCCAACACGCGGAAC
Messenger RNA from Lytechinus pictus (painted urchin), 2800 nucleotides. Its product is annotated as heparanase-like. The coding region runs from base 82 to 1812 and encodes 576 amino acids. NCBI's taxonomy places the organism in Eukaryota, Metazoa, Echinodermata, Echinoidea, Temnopleuroida, Toxopneustidae. The record is from RefSeq and is a predicted model, not a curated record. Gene Ontology annotation, molecular function: hydrolase activity, acting on glycosyl bonds. The transcript has 10 exons. Gene Ontology annotation, cellular component: extracellular matrix; membrane.